GCGGGCCGCUCUGUCCACGCGUCUCGCUGUUCCGGACCUCCACGGUGCCGCUCUAGCAAGUUUUCUCGAUCUUCCGGCUUGCUCUAGCGCGUUAUCUCGUUGUUCCGGACCUCCACGACUCUAGCAUGUCUUCUCGCUGUUCCGGGUUGCUCUGGCCCAUCGUCUCGCUUCCUUAGACCUCCAUGAAUCCGCUCUGGUCAUUCACCUCGUUGCUCCGGGCCUCCAGCCUGCCACUCUAGCUCUAGCUCUCCCUCUUGCUGCUCCUUGUCGCUCUGACCUCUCGUUUCUCUGCCCAAGACUACCGAUGACGUAAUUCUGGUUCCUCCUCUCGCUGCCCUGGGCCGCUCUAGCUGCCCCCUCGUUGGCCUAGACUUGCAGGAUGCCACUCUAGCCUCCCAUCUCGGUUCUCCGGGGGGCCGCUCUGGCCCGUCCUCUCGCUGCUCCGGGCCCAGAGACCGCCUCCUCCCCGAGGAGCUACUGCAGCCGCGAGCGGACCGGGGCAUGGCCCCUGCCACUGGGUGCUGACCCCCCCCCUGUUGCCACGACGAUGGCCCCUGCGGGGGCGCUGCUGGCACUGGCACUGGUGGUGCUGAGCGGGGCAGGGGGGGCGCGGGCUGGCGACUGCAAGGGGCAGCGGCAGGUGCUGGGGGGCAGCAGUGGCUACGUCAGUGAUGGCCCCGGCAACUACUCUGUCAACGGCAACUGCGAGUGGCUCAUUGAAGCCCCCAGCCUGCAGCACCGCAUCCUGCUGACGUUCACGUUCAUGGACACGGAGUGCACCUAUGACUACCUCUUCGUCUAUGACGGCGACUCGCCGCGCAGCCCCCUGCUGGCCAGCCUCAGUGGCAGCACCCUGCCUCCCCCCAUUGAAGCCACGUCCGGCAAGAUGCUGCUGCACCUGUUCAGCGAUGCCAAUUACAACCUGCUGGGCUUCAAUGCCACCUACCGAGUCUCGCUCUGUCCUCAUGGCUGCAGCGGGCGCGGGGCCUGCGGGGCUGACGGCCGCUGCCUCUGCCCCCCGGGCUGGGGGGGCCCGGCCUGCCAGGACCCUGCCUGCCCCACCUACUGCCAGGCUCAUGGCACCUGCAGCCAGGCCAGUGGGCGCUGCGAGUGUGAGUCGGGCUUCGUGGGCCAGGGCUGCGAGCUGGCGCUGGGUGAGAACCAGGGCGGGGGGCGCUGGUACAAUGUCAGCGCCAUGGACUCUGCCUUCCACCCCCGUGCCGCUGCUGCCGGCGCCUUCCUGCCGUCUGCCGGUGCCCUCUACCUCUUUGGCGGUCUGGAUUUGAACACAGCUCUGGGCGACCUCAUCUACUACAACUUUAGCACCAAUGUGUGGCACCGCCUGGUGCUUAGCCCCUCCCCGGCAGCGCGGCACUCGGGAGCAGCAGCAGCCUGGCAGGGGGCGCUGGUGCUGUGCGGGGGGCAGCUGGCGGACGGGCACCUGGCCCACGACGUUUGGACCUUCCUGCCGGCUGAGGGGCGGUGGCGUGAGCUGGCCCCAGCCCACGGCCCUGCGCCCCCUGGCCUGGCUGCCCAUGCUGUUGCUCUCGUUGAUCCCUGGCUCUAUGUCUUCGGAGGCCGCACAGAGGAGGAUUUCUUCUCGGCGCAGCUCUUCCGCUUCCACCUGGAGUCGUGGCUGUGGGAGCGGGUGGUGCCGGCAGGUGGGAAGGCACCCGCAGCCGCUGGCCACUCCAUGGUCUUCCAUCCACCGUCUCGUGCACUUGUGGUUUAUGGGGGGCACCGGCCCUCCACUGCCCGCUUUAGCAUGCGCGUUAACACCACGGACCUGUUCCACGUGGACCUGCGGCUCUGGACCACACUGCGGCCCCGUGACACCCCCCGUGGCCCCCGCGAGCGCGCCUUCCACAGUGCCACUGUCAUCGGCGACUACAUGGUGGUUUAUGGUGGCAAUGUGCACAUCCACUACCAUGAAGAGAAAUGCUACGAGGAUGAGAUCUUUUUCUACCACCUUGGCUGCCAUCAGUGGGUGCCCGGGCGUGAACUGGCCCACGGCCUGCCCCAUGAGCGCGAGGGCCGGGGGCCGGCAGGGGGGCGCUAUGCGCAUGUGGCAGCUGUGCUGCAGGGGGGAGUCCUGCUGGUGGCUGGAGGAUUCAGCGGGGUCCCCCGCGGUGACCUGCUGGCCUACAAGGUGCCUGCUUUCGUCUUCCAGGUGCCCGCCCAGAAUUACCACCUGGAUUACUGCUCGCUGUAUGCCGAGGAGGUCACGUGUGCCAAGGACCCGGCCUGCGCCUGGUGCCUGGACGGUUGCCAGAGCCCCGCACCCCGCAGCAGCUGCCCUAGCUCAGGCUGCCUGGGCCUGGCGCGGCUGCUGGGUGACUGCGAGUCAUGCCUGGCAUUUGGGGGGGGUGGCGGUAGCGCUCCCUUGCCCCGUGCCCCAGGGCCCUUCGGCUGGUGCGUCCAGAAUGAGACCUGCAUGCCCAUUGCUGAGCAGAGCCGGUGUCGCGUGGGGCAGAUCUCAGGGACCUAUGGCUGGUGGGGGCCACGGCCCGUCUUUGUCACGACCCUGGAGCGUUGCCAGGCUGAGAACUUCUUGCCUGGCCUCCACCUUGUCACGUAUCAGCACCCGCGCAACGACUCCCAGCCCGACAAGGUGUCGAUCGUGCGCAGCACGGCCAUCACGUUGAGCCCCAGUGCAGAGAUGGACGUCUCGCUGGUCUACAAGGGUUUCUUGUACCCGCUGGCAGGGGCUGGUGCAGCCGGAGGUGCUGAGCCCGAUGUGGCUGUGUGGGCCCGCAUGCAGCGCCUCUUUGUGGUGGCACGCCUUGCCCGCCAGCCUGGGGCUGCUGACAUGGAGGAGGUGGGGCGCUGGGCAGCGGGGCAGGAGCGUGAGACGCGGCCACUGCGGCGCCCAGGUGGGGGGCGCUUGUUCCCGGUGCCUGGGCGUGGGCACAAGUACGCACUGCAGGUUGAGGGACACCUCAAUGCCUCGGGCCAUGGCCAGGCCAGCGAGCUCGCUCUGCUCUGGGACCGUACCGGCCUGCCCGGUGGCAGCGAGAUCUCGUUCUUCUUCUUGGAGCCAUUCCGCUCGGCCGGGGGAGCAGCCUGUACCUCGUACCCCUCCUGCCUGGCCUGCCUGGCUGACCAGGGCUGCGGCUGGUGCCCCCCUGCCGCCACCUGCCACCCACGCACUGGCCCCCCGGGCACUGGGCCCUGCGGUGGGGGCUCUGUGCGCCUCGUCCUGGCCCCAGCCCACUGCCCCCACUGUGAGGACCACCGUGACUGCCAUGCCUGUGCCGCUGACCCAUUCUGCGAGUGGCAGGUCAGCAGCAGCAAGAAGGGUGACUUCCUCUGCAGCCGCCGUGGCCGGCAGGAGGGGGCUGUGCGGGACCCCCAGGGCUGCCCCAGCCUCUGCAGCCAGCGCCGCACAUGCGCGGACUGCCUGUCCAACUCGAGCCAGUGCGCCUGGUGCCAGUCCACCCGCAGCUGCUUCUUUUUUGCUGCCUACCUGGCCAAGUACCCGUACGGUGGCUGCCGUGGCUGGUACGACAGCGUGCACUCGGUGCCGCAGUGUCUGGACUGCGGGCGCUUCAACACCUGCCGUGAGUGCCUGCAACACCUGGAGUGUGGCUGGUGUGGCGACGCCGACAACCCCACGCUGGGCAGGUGCCUGCCCGGGGACUUCUCGGGGCUGCGCGGCUUCGCCAACUGCUCGGAUGCACUGGGGACUCCCCCCGGGCCGGGGCCCCCCCCUCGCUGGGCCUAUGGACGCUGCCCCGACGUGGACGAGUGCCGCCUGGGCCUGGCACGGUGCCAUCCAGCUGCCGCCUGCCGCAACACUCCUGACGCCUUUGAGUGCCGCUGCCGACGUGGCUAUGCCGGGGAUGGCCUCACCCACUGCAACCGCACGUGCUAUGAUGACUGUGGGCAUGGGCGCUGCAGCGGGUCCCCCAACUUCACGUGCGUGUGCGACCUGGGCUGGACAUCGACGCCAGGUGCAGGGGGGGCCGAGGGAGGGAGCGCACGCUGCACCGUGGACUGCGGCUGUCACUUCCACAGCUCCUGCGAGGCUGCCGGUCCUGGUGUCUGCGACCAGUGCCAGAACUGGACGCAGGGGCCACGCUGCGAGCGGUGCCGCCCUGGCAGCUUCGGGGACGCAAUGGGUGCAGGCGGCUGCCGCGAGUGCCGGUGCCACGGCCAUGGGCGCCCGGAGCUGGGCCACUGCCAUGCAACCACUGGUGCCUGCUUCUGUGCCCCCCCCACCGAGGGCCCCCACUGCGAACGCUGCGCCCCUGGUUUCUACGGGGACCCUAGGGACGGGGGCAUGUGCUACCGGGAGUGUGCGGGGCGUGAGCUGCUGGGAAACCUGUCGGGGGCGGCAGCGCUGGGGUCGUGGCGCGCAGGGGGAGCACCGGAGGGGGGCCUGGCCUACUGUGUCUGGGUGCUGGCGGCCACCCCAGGCCCCCAGCCCUGUGCCCCUGCGCCUGAGCCCGCCCCACCUCGGCCCUGCCCCGCCAUCAGUCUCCACAUCCAGCCUGACCUGCAGGGACCCUGCUCUAGCAGCUACGUGUAUGCCUUUGAUGGGGUUCCAGCCUUCCUCGACUCGGGGGUCAUCCAGGCUGACCGCACCCUCAUUGGGGCCUUCUGCGGCCGUGGCCGCGACCAGCCCCUGGUCCUGGAGGCCCAUUCAGGUGUGCUGGUGCUGUACUAUGAGGCCAAUGUGACAGCGGAGGAGGGCGACCCCCCUGUGCCCCUGCCCGGGUUUAACGCCACAGCCUGGGUGCGGGACUGCGCCCCCCCUGGCUGCGGGCCGGGCCGCGAUUGCCGCGCUGGGCGCUGCAUGUGCCAUGAGGGCCGUGCCGGCCCUGACUGCCAGCGCCUCGUCUGCCCUGGGGACUGUGGUGCCCCCGCCGGCCAUGGUGCCUGCAACACUAGCCUGGGCCUGUGUGUGUGCCGUGACGGCUUUGCAGGCCCCGACUGCGCCGUGACCCUUGACCCCGGCCACAUUGUCUGGGAGACACUGGUGGACGCUGAGCUGACAGCCGACACGGCCAGCCGGUUCCUGCAGCGCCUGGCACACACCAUGGUGCCUGGCCCCGAGGACACACUCUGGAUGUUCGGGGGCCUCUCGCUGAGCCAUGGCCUGCUGGACAGCGUGUACAGGUACUCACUCCCGGAGCGGCGCUGGACACAGAUGCUGGUUGGGACAGCGGAUGGGGGCCCUGGGCCGGUGCCACGCUACUUCCACGCGGCUGCCUACGCGCCUGCGCGCCGUGCCAUGUACGUGCUGGGGGGGCUGGCGGCAAGCGGUGCCCGCCGCGACUUCUGGGCCCUUGACCUCAGCACCCUGCAGUGGCGCCAGGAGCAGGCGACAGCAGUACCAGCAGUGGCUGGGCACACGCUGACCCCACGCCGCGGCUCGUCCCUGCUGCUCAUUGGUGGCUACUCACCUGAGAACGGCUUCAACACGCAGCUGCUGGAGUUUGACCUGGCAGCCGGCACCUGGCGCGUGGGGGCCCAGGCGGGCACCCCCCCCACCGGUCUGUACGGACACACUGCUGUGUACCACGAGGCCACAGACGCUGUGUACGUGUUUGGGGGGCAGCGCUUCCACGUGGAGACGGUGUCGGCAUCACCUGAGCUGUACAGCCUGCACUACCCCAACCUCACCUGGAGUCUGCUUGCGCCCUCACAUGGUCACAAGGUCAGGGCUUGGGGUUGGGGGUCAGGGGUCGCGGGCAUCCAGGAUGGACUCCACGACCUGAUGCUCUGUCGUCUCCCCUCUUCCCCCCAACACUGUGUGCAGCCGGUGCCUCACGUGUUCCAUGUGGCGGCCGUGCUGGGCGACACCAUGGUGGUAGUGGGCGGCCGUGCCGGCACCCGCGACUUCUCCAACCAUGUCCUGCUCUACCAGGUCCUCUGCAAUGCCUGGAUCCUGCCGGACCGCACUGGCCCAGCAGUGGUGGGGGAGCCGAUGGCGCCGGCCAUAGCGCACGCAGCAGCGGUGGUGGGGGGCCGGCUCUACGUGUCCGGGGGCUUCGCGGGCGUGGGGCUGGGGCGCUUGGCGGCGCUGGCACUGCCCCCUGACCCCUGCCGCGUGCUACCCGAGCCCGACGCCUGCAACCGCUCGGGCGCCAGCUGCGCCUGGUGCCGCGGGGCCUGCGUCUCCGCCGACGCCGCCGAGAGGUUGGGCUGCCUUCCCGGCGCUGCCCCCUGCUUCCCGGCGCCACGAUCGCCCGACGAGUGCCGGCGCCUCCGGACCUGCAGUGAGUGCCUGGCGCUGCACCCCCGUGCUGCUGCUCGGCCGGGCCCUGCCCCCACGCCCGGCCCUGCCCAUGGGCUGCCGCAGUGCAAGUGGUGCACAAACUGCCCUGAGGGUGCCUGCAUCGGCAGCGCUGGGAGCUGCACGUCGGAGAACGACUGUCGUAUCAACCAGCGCGAGAUCUUCGCGGCUGGCAACUGCUCCGAGGUCUCCUGUGAGGCCUCUGACUGCCCCAAGUGCACGGCUGCUGGCAAGUGCAUGUGGACGCGCCAAUUCAAGCGCACAGGAGAGACGCGGCGAAUCCUGAGCGUGCAGCCCACCUACGACUGGACAUGCUUCAGCCACUCACUGCUCAACGUGUCACCAAUGCCGGUGGAGUCGUCGCCACCAUUGCCCUGCCCCACACCCUGCCACAGCCACAGCGCCUGCGCAGACUGCCUGCGCUCCAAGGGCGCCGAUGGUGGCUGGCAGCACUGUGUCUGGAGCACCAGCCUGCAGCAGUGCAUGAGCCCCAGCUACGUGCCGAUGCGCUGCGCGGCUGGGCUGUGUGGGCGAGUGCUGCGGGGGUCUGAGAGCUGUGCCCCACCCUGCGCCGGCUUGCGCCAGUGCGCACUGUGCGUGCGGCAGCCCCGCUGUGGCUGGUGCGCCCGACGUGGGCACAACGGGGGCGGCCGCUGCCUCGAGGGUGGCCUCCACGGGCCCCGCCAUGGGCUGGCGCAGGCAUGCGGGGGUGACGCGGACUGGGCCUUCCUGUCAUGCCCCCCCGAGGACGAGUGUGCCAAUGGUCACCACGACUGCAACGAGACUCAGGACUGCCGUGACCUGGCACGCGGAUAUGCCUGUGCCUGCAAGAGUGGCUAUACGCUGCACAUGGCCACGGGGCUGUGCCGUCCGGUGUGCGAGCAGGGCUGUGUGAACGGGACGUGUGUGGAGCCCAACCGCUGCCGCUGCCACUUCGGUCAUGUGGGCCGCAACUGCUCGGCUGAGUGCCGCUGCAACCGCCACAGCGACUGCCUGGGCGAGGGCCGGCCCGACCACUGCUUGCAGUGCCACAACAACACCAUGGGGCCGCACUGUGAGCGCUGCCGCCCACUUUUUGUGGGCUCGGCACUGAAUGGGGGCUUGUGCCGGCCCUGCCGCAGCUUCUGCCGCGGGAACAGCCCCGUGUGCGUGACUCGCGAGCAGUACGAGCGUGCCCGGCGUGACCCUGCGCACUUCCCGCUGGAUCCUGCCCUAGUCCCAACAUGGGUGCCCGAGGGGCCGUCAGAGGACACAGCCGUGUGUGUGAACUGCCAGAACAACAGCUUUGGUGAGAAGUGCGAGAGCUGCUUGCACGGCUACUUCCUGCUGGAUGGGAAGUGCACCAAGUGCCAGUGCAACGGCCAUGCGGACACGUGCAACGAGUUGGAUGGCACGGGCUGCCCCUGCCAGAACAACACGGAGACGGCGCCAUGCCAGGGCGUGGGUGGCGCAGGCCCGGGCGAGCGCCGUGACUGCUACAAAUCCCAGUGUGCCAAGUGCCGUGACACGUUCCACGGGCAGCCAGUGGGGGGGCUGCAGUGCUACCGGCUCAUCGCAGUGGAGCAGGAGUACUGCUUCGACCCCGCCUCGCAGAGCAACUGCUUCCACGCGCCGCAGCGCCGUGACCUGCCGCGCGGCCGCACCGUGCUCUUCGCUGUGCAACCCAAGUUUACCAAUGUGGACAUCCGGCUCACCGUGGAUGUCACGGCCGGCGGCCUCGACCUCUUUGUCUCUACCGCCUAUGACACCUUUGCUGUGGAUGUAGAGCCGGGCACCGGCGUGCACCGCGUGCGGGUGCUACCGCCCGCUGAUGGGCGUAAUGGCUCGGGGCCAGGCCUGCGGGUGCGUGAGGAGCGGGCACAUGGGUUGGUGACCUACGUGACUGUGCGGCCGCCACAAGCUGUGUUGGUGGUGCGCGGUGUGCGUGAUCGGCUGGUGGUGACGUACCCACACGAUGCGCACGCACUCAAGUCCAGCCGCUUUUACGUGUUGCUGCUCGGCGUGGGCGCUGGUGCCGCCAUGCCUGCCACGCAGGGGUUGCUCUUCUUCCGCCAGGACCAGGCGCACAUCGACCUCUUCGUCUUCUUCUCCGUCUUCUUCUCCUGCUUCUUCCUCUUCCUCUCGCUCUGCGUGCUGCUGUGGAAGGCCAAGCAGUUUGUGGAUGUGCGGCAUGAGCAACGCCGGCACCUGCAGGAGAUGACCAAGAUGGCAAGCCGCCCCUUUGCUCGCCUCACCGUGCUCUUUGAGCCCGAGCCGGGCGGAGCUGGUGCCCCACGGGCAGCCGAGCUGGUCUUUUUGCCGACCCGGCCGCCCAAGCACCCAGCGUUGGGCGCUGCGCCACGCCUGCGCCCUUUCCCUGAGCUCCCCUACGCCUCAGCCCGUGUGCGUCGCUCCGAACCCUUCCUCUCGCACUUGCUGGGCUUCCCGUGUGCCCCCUUCCGUGUGGGACCUGUGGCACUGGAGCCCACCGAGGACGGAGUGGCUGGUGUGGCCACCCUGCUGCUACAGCUGCCUGGCGGCGCCCAGGCCCCCAACCGUGCCUGUCUGGGGUCGGCCCUCGUCACCCUGCGCCACCACCUGCAGGACUAUGGUGCGGCUGGCUCCCAUGGGGCCCCUGGUGCCCACGCCCGCAAGGGCCGCCUUGGCCACGACCACCUCACCAGCAUGUCACUCUGAGUGUCCGUCCAUGCCGCACGCAGGAUGCCUGGUGCCGGGACUCACCUAGGGGCCCACGCCCUCCUGCCUGCUCACGCUGCAUCAGCUGGGCAGGGUAGUGGCACCCUGCCCUGGGGUAAUAAAGGAGCGUCUGGACGCGG
This is a messenger RNA of Alligator mississippiensis (American alligator), 9057 nucleotides long. It is a transcript of the gene MEGF8, whose product is annotated as multiple EGF like domains 8. The transcript is spliced from 42 exons. Gene Ontology annotation, molecular function: protein binding; calcium ion binding. The coding region runs from base 548 to 8917 and encodes 2789 amino acids. The record is from RefSeq and is a predicted model, not a curated record. NCBI's taxonomy places the organism in Eukaryota, Metazoa, Chordata, Crocodylia, Alligatoridae.